Drosophila subobscura is the source of this 12153-nucleotide messenger RNA. It is a transcript of the gene tou, whose product is annotated as pollen-specific leucine-rich repeat extensin-like protein 3. The record is from RefSeq and is a predicted model, not a curated record. The coding region runs from base 1248 to 10469 and encodes 3073 amino acids. Gene Ontology annotation, molecular function: protein binding; DNA binding. The transcript is spliced from 17 exons. NCBI's taxonomy places the organism in Eukaryota, Metazoa, Arthropoda, Insecta, Diptera, Drosophilidae.
UUUAUUUGUUGUCGCCCGCAAGUCCCGUUUUUCAUCCAUCUUCGUCGAGUACGCCAAAAAAUAGUUAAAUAAAUAAUAAAAUGCGGUGCAUAUGUAAAAUGGACAAGUGCAGAUAGCGUUAAAGCGAUUUCCGAACAUAUGGAAAGUGGACAGUUCUGUGAUGCUUGAGCGCGCGUGUGUGUGAGAGAAUGAGACAGUGUGGGGCUCCCGUGUCCCCAAACUAAAUUAAAUUCUUUUGUGUUUGACUCAUAAAAUUCAUAAAUAUUCUACUGAAUUGUUGCUAAGCCUGGAGCUAUUGGCUUUAAUUUGAUUGCCAGAGCCGGGAACUUAAAAAAUGCCGGUUUGAAAGCAUCGUUUGUAGGGAAGACUAUACUAAAUCGGGAAUACUAAACGAUUAGUCGGAGAUUUACCACUUAACUUUUAAAUUCGUUUAGCGCGCGAUUGAUAAGUUUUUUUAGAGAAAAAUUUGAAGCUGAUUGCAGAAACAACGUGAAAAUUGCGCGUGUGCGGGUGGAACAGUGACAUUUUUUGGCGAGCGUGUGAAAAUCGCCAAGAAAACGGCAAAGUGAAGAGCAAAAAAGAAAAAGAAAACCGCCCGCGGCGAAAAUUGCUUCCCCUCGUUGACGCGUGUGUGUGUUCGUUUGUGCGACCGUCUCUGUGUUUGUGGGUGUGCAAAACGGGAAAAAAUUGGAAUGUAAUAUUUGCACACAUGUAAAAAUACAACAAAAUUUCGAAAAAAAGAAGAAGAGUUGAGUAUUUUCUGUGUUUCUGUGCGUGUGUGAUAAAUGAUUGGGCGGCGGCAGGCAAAAGUCAAUCAACGAUAAGCGUCGCGUCGCUGAGAAGGUGGAGGAGAAGCGCUUAAACUGGACACAGAAUCGAACCGCAUGUAGCGCACAAUAACAACAGAGCCCAAAGCAAAGGGAAUACAAAUUUUAAUACCAUUGGAUUUUGAACAUGAACAAAAAUGCCGGCGAUGGCAGCGGCAACGACGGAAAAAACUCAAACAAUCAUGGCAAGGGCGGCGGGGGCUCCAACGCGGGUGGGGAGCCGGAGGCGGCAAUCCACACGAUCCCACCGGACUCCUAGAUGCCGCCUCGCUAUUUGCUUACUGGGGCCGUGAUCCCACUGGAGCUGCGGCUGCAGCUGCCUCCAAUCCGCUGUUCAACUCACAAUUCAAUGCAGCCGCCGCUGCUGGCUUGGGCCUGCUACCGCAAACAGGUGGCGGCUCUGCCAACGAUCGCUACUCGAUGGCCGCUGCAGCGGCGGCAGCAGCGGGCGCCCAUCAUCAUCAGAACACCAUGGCAGUGGCUGCCUCGCAGGCCGCCAGUUUGGCAGGUCUGCAUCCAGCAAGCUGGUGGUCGAUGGCACAGCUGGCAGCGCAGGACUACUUCAGUCGCCUGCAGGCGUCCGGCCUCUCACCAUUCCCGCACCCAGACCUGGCGGCAGCCUUCGGGCCGGCAGCCAUGGGCAUGGGCGCCACAGGAGCAGGAGGCAAUGGCGGCGGUGGCAAUGGCAGCGUAAUGGGUUCGGGUGCAGGCAGCGGAUCAGCUGUCGGUGGCGGCAAUGGCGGUGGCGGCGGAUCGUCCAGCUCCUCGGGCAGCAAGUCCAACAAGUCGCGCAAGGAGAAGCGAGCGGCGCAGCAGCAGCAACAACAGCAGCAGCAGAGCCUGGCCAACAGCCUGAAUGCGGCGGCGGCAGCGGCUGCAGCAGCUGCGGCCAACAAUCCGGCGGCAGCCCUCGCCAGCAUGCACGGAUUCGGCGUGCCAGGAUCGGUGGCUGUGAGCACGGGCAGCGGCUCGAUUUCCACCAGCAGCGGAGGCGGUCACGGAGGAUACAAGAGCACUGCCAGUGCGUACGGGAAACCCUCGACGAUGACGAGCAACAGCAUGGCGAGCAAUCCGAGCUCCGCCUACGAUCCUGUGACCCUGCACAAGGAGCUGAUGGCCAUGCAGGCUGUGGCAGCUGCCGCCUCAGGAUCGGGUGGCGGCUCGGGCAGCGGUUCGUCGAGCAAGAAGUCUGGCGGCGGCGGCGGCGGCGGCGGCGGCAGUUCCUCCUCAAUGCACGGCCACGGACUGUCCGGCCUGGGCAUGGGCGGCGGUGGCAACGGUGGCCUCAUGUCCGGCAGCAAGGCAUCGUCGACGAAUGUCAGCUCCAGCAAUGCAUCGAUGGGUGGCAUGCACCCCAGCCUGGGCAGCUCCAAUCCGCUCAUGUCUCCGCAUGGCAUGGGCGGCGCCUCCUCGUCGUCUUCGGGGUCCGGCAAGGAUCGCGAUAAGAACAAUCCCUCGCUGAAUGCCCUCAACUCGUUGUCGCAAUUCGGGGCCCUGGGCAUGACGCCACAGCAGAGCAUGCAGGCGGCAAUGAAUGCGUUUGCGGCCAGCACGGGUGUGGUGCCCAGUGCCACAGUCACAUCAUCGUCGUCGUCGCAGCAUCACAACUCCUCCCAGCAGCAGCAGCACCAGCAGCAGCAACAGCAGGCGGCAGCAGCUGCAGUGGCAGCAGCCGGUGGACUUCAUGGCAUGCUUGGUGCCGCUGGCAUGCCAAUGGCCGGUCUGUCCGGCCUCACGGGCAUGUCCAAUCCGCUGGAUCAGCUGAGUGUCACCAAGUCCAGCGCCUCGACGGUCACCAGCAAUGCCAACUCUUCCGCAUCCUCGAUGGCUGGCGGCCACGGUCACGGCCAUGGCCAGGGCUCAUCCAGCGAUCGGGUGGAGGUGAUCAAGCUGCCGCCGACCAUCACCUCGAACGGUGCCUACAAUCUGUCCAGCAAGGGCAAGGAGGUGCACGAUCUGACCAGCGAUCAUGCGCCCACCGGCUCGGGUGGCGUUAAUCUCAGUUUGAAGUCGAGUUCGCAGCCCGCCGCUGCCUCUGCGGCCACUGGGGCCGUAGGCUCUGCCUCGAAUCCCAUCACCAUCGAUGAUUUCGAUGCGCCGCUCAAUCUGUCCAUGAAGCCCUCGGACAAGAGCAGCAGCAGCGCCACAGCGGCAGCGUCCACUUCCUCCAGCUCGGCGCUGGCCAACAUGGCCAGUGAGUAUCAGGCGGCUGCCCAGGGCGGCAACAGCGCCAACAGCCUGCAGAGUCUCAGUUCCAUAACGGCAGCGCUCGGUGGCAGCAGCGGCGGUGGCAUGCCGGGUGGCUCCAUUUCGGGCAGUGGCGAUACAUCGCCGGCACCACAACUCGGCGGCAGUGGCUCGACUGGUGGGAAUACCUCGGGUGGCGGAGGUGGCGGUGGCUCCUCCUCGUACAAGGAGGGGCGUCCGCGCAAUCUAGGGCGCGGCGUGUCCAAGCCGAAAAAGAACACGGUGGCCUCCCUGCUGGCCCAGUCGCGGGCAGUGGGCCUCAAACCGAUGCUGGCCACCCAACAGUUGCUGCAGCAAGGAGCAGAUAUUGAAAAGAUACGCCUGGCAUUGAGCGAGGCGAAUGCGCACAUGGAAACAUCAACGGACUCGGAGAGCAUGGCUGCCGAGAGCGGUCUGUCGGAGUCGGAGAGCGAGGAUGCCAAUAUACACAAUGUGUCGGAGCUGCGAGUGCCCCUGGAUAUGGGCUGGAAGCGGGACACCGUCAUCCGGGGCCUAACCAAGCUGGGACAGAUCCGUGGCGAGGUCACCUACUAUGCACCGGGCAGCGUGGCGCCGCUGAAGACCAUUGGACAGGUUUUUGCUAUCCUGGAGCAGCAGCCAUCGAAUCUGACGCGUGAGAACUUUAGCUUCUCCGCGCGUGCCAUUGUGGGCUCGUUUCUGCAGCCAGCACCGCCGCCAUACGCCAACGAUGGCGAGUACAUACGCAUGACGGACGAGGAUGUGGCCAAGCGGCUGGAGGAUCUAAAGGUCUUCACACGCCAGACCCUCAAUGUGGAGCAGCGUAUCGAGAUUGCCAAGCAGCAGCAGGCGAUGCGCGAUGCCAAGAAGCUGCAGAAGGAGGAGCUGGCGCGCAACAAGGAGAAGGCGCGCCAGGAGAAGAACGCCAAGCUCGAGCAGCAGCGCAAGGAGAAGGAGCUGAAGAAUCAGCAGGCCAUCGAGGAGCGCAAGAAGCGGCAGGAGGAGCUCGAUCGUCUCAAGCAGGAGGAGCUGCUCAAGAAGCAACAGGAGAAGGAGAAGCGUCGUCAGGAAGCGAUCUUAGCCAAGGAACAGGAACUGCAAAAGCAAAAGGAACUGCUGCUGGCUGCUGAAAUGGAACGCGAACGUCGACGGCAGCACAUGAACCUCAUACGAAUGCUGGAGGUGCGUCGCAAGUUUGAGGAGCGGGAGAAGAAGAAACACCAACUGGUGCUGGAUCGCCUGAUAUUGCGCGAGCGUCGCAUGGCCGAACGGAAGCGUGACGCGGAGAUACUGCAGCUAAUACGUCGUCCCAACGAGGACUCGGAAAUGCUGCAGGAGAUGGCGGUGCCGGAGCUGGAGCGUAUUGCCGGCAACCGAUUGCCGGGCCAGGCGAUGGCCGAUCUGCUGAUGGUCUUUGAGUUCUUGCACAACUUUGGCGAGACUUUGGGCUUCGACAUGGAGUCGCUGCCAUCGCUGCAGAAUCUCCACGAUGCGCUCAUCAGCGACAGCAAUGCGGAUGCCGAGGAGGAGCUGCUGUCGGUGAUGACGCACCUGCUGGUGUGUGCCAUCGAGGAUCCCGGUGUGCCCAAUCCCGGCCGCCACACAACACUGCUGGGCCAGUCGCUGCGCAACGCGGACAUCACCAACUCGAAUGUGUCGGAGAUUCUGCGCAUCUAUCUGUACGCCACGGCCACCGGCGAGGUGCGACAAAUGCACGGCAUCACCGUGGACAGAGAGCGGGAGCGACGGGUGCCCGACCACCAUCAGGUGGACUCGGACACCACCACCCAUUCGGCCAAGAAUCAGGAGUACUACAAGCUGCUGCACGAGAACGACACCUGGAAGCUGUCGUACGCCCUCAAGGAUCGCCCCUUUGUGGCCCUGAAUCCGACGCGCAAGGCCCAGAUGUUGGCCCACCUGUGCAACGAUCUGCUGAUGAACAAGGCGGUGCUGCGGCAGAUUGACGGCAGCCUCGAGACCUGCGCCCAGAUGCGCAAGGAGAAGUACAUGACGGACAUGAAGGUGCGCAAGUACAAGGCGCUGCACAUGCGCAAGGCACGCAUCGAGGCGUACGAGAAGGCGCAGGCGGAACGGGAGGCGGCCAUGCAUGCGCUCAUGGCACAGCAGAAGCUGGACGCAGAGCGGCUGGCCCAGGCACAGGCAAAGCAGGCCGAAGCAGAGGCGGCAGCGGAGGCCAUGCAGGCGGCAGCAGCAGCAGAGGGUGGCGACACGCCCAAGACAGCAGACAGCGAGGGCGGAGCACAACCUGCUGGCGAGACAAACAACGGGGAAGCCAGUAAGGAGCAGGAGGAUGGCAAGGAAGUGGCACAGCCCAUGGACGUGGAUGGUGUGGAUUGUUCGGCCAGCAUUCGGGAAGAGGCCACCGUCGCCGCCACCGCCACAGCCGCUGCGCUCCACGUGGGCGUUGACUCCUCCUCGCUGGUGAGUCCCGCCAAGAGUUGCAUCUCGUCUGUGGAUUGUCUUACGCCCGGCAAGGACUUUGCCACACCCACACCGACGCAGGCGCAGACACCGACGCCCACCUAUCAGCAGAAUGGUUCGAGUACGCCCAUAACGAUUGCGGGAGUGACAGCCGGGACUGAAGGCGGCAACAUGAGCGCCCUGAUGCAGGCCAAAAAGAGCGGCGCCCGCAACUCCCUCAACGAGGAUGGCCACAACGAUGUGAGCAUCAUUGAGGACGAUCUCUCCGACCUGGACUCGGAGAUCACCAAUGUGGAGGAGGACGAGGACAAUCGCCUGAGUGCCGACGAGCUGCAAAAGAAGCUGGACAAGAUCGUGCGCGCUUCCCUCAACUGCAAGGAGGCGCUGGAGAAGAGCACCAAUCAGCUGCGUGCCGCCUGCUUUGGCCAGGAUCGUUUCUGGCGACGCUACUGGAAGCUGCCCAAGGCCGGUGGCAUCUUCAUCGAGGCCUUGGAAUCGGCCCAGAACGACAUCUGUGACUAUCACGAGGCACUGGAGAACAUGGACGAGAAGCAGCUGCAGCAGAAGCAGAAACAGAGUGAGGAUGUAUCCAGAGACCAGGAGGCAGAGCCAGAGACUGAGGCAGCAGUGCAGGAGACGGCAACAGCGACGGAGACAGAGCCGGCGGCAGUGCAGCCCAUGGAGGUGGAUGAAACCCACACAGAGGUGGAUCCAACUACAGCCACAGCAACACCGGCUGAGGGGCAUGAGCCAGAACGGAAGCCACAGCAGGAGGAUGCAGAGGAUGGGGCGGAGGAGGACGAUGAUGAUGAGGUCACCGAAGUGAACAAAAUCGAACCGGAGAUUGUGGAUCUGGGCGAUGAUGACGAUGAGGACGAGAACGAUGCGGGUGCAGUGCCAACUCUGCCCAAGAUCGAGCCGCCCAGACCCGAAAUUAAGGUCAAGUCGGAAAUGGAGCUAAUGGGUCCGCCCACCACGAUGAUAUCCACCAAAACGGACUUUGAGGCUGAGAUCAAGAUACCCUCGAUGCCUGGCCACAUGAUUCCCACACUCAACAACAACAACAUCAACAACAACAACGGCAACGGCAACAACAACAGCAUUGGCAACGACAGCAGCAGCAACUGUGAUAAGCUGGAGGGAGUGGGAGGCAUGGGACUGGGCAUGACACAGGCAUAUGGCCAGAAUCUCAUCACAUCUUCGGCCAUCAAAAUGGAGGAUCUGAAGAAGGAGACAGCCGACGAUUGCAUCAUUGUGUCCACCACCAGCGAAGAUGAUACGCCCAAAUGGUUCUCGAUUGUGCAGCGCGAGGUGCCGCUGAUCAGCGAACUGCCCGCGGACGAGGGCGGUCUGGUUGCCCAGGAACUGCAGUGGGGCUAUGCGAACCAGAACUGCUACGCGCAGCUGCAGCUGCAGGGCCAUCCGUGGGAUCUGAUCAACAAUGUGCAGUACUACUCCAUACCGAUGGAGGAGUGCAAGGUGGAUCCGAGUAAGCUGGCGCAGGAGUGCAUCUUCUCGCUGAGCGGGCUGGACGAGCGGCAGAUGCAGGCCAAGCUGGAGGAGUACGAGGCCAAGAUUAAGUUCAAGUGCACAGUGCCAAAAAACGGUCUGGAGUCUCCUCAUCGCCCCCUCGUGACGAACGAUGAUGAGGAGCAGGAGAUCAAGUUGAAGCCGGAUGCAGACAGCGAUGGACACAUGGAUGUGGAUGCGGAUGCCGAUGCCGAUGCAGAUGCUGAAGCAGAUGCAGACCCAGAUGCGGAUGCCGAAACAGAUGCUGAUGCGGAGGCAGAUGCCGACGUGGAUGCUGAUGCUGAUGCGGAGAAGGAGCAAGCCGGCAAGGACAAGUUUUUUCGUUUGCGCACUGAUGUCCCCCCGGACACGGGAGGGGGAGGAGGGGCCGUGGAGGACACAACAGAUGCCCCAGAGCUGAAGCCGAAGAUUGAGCUGCGUCUGGACGAGGCACUGUCACAGGCCUACUACCACAACAUUGCCAACAUGACGCUGAGCAGUGUCCAAACAUACAUACCCAUCGACAUACCCUUGCCCCUGUCCAUGACGCCCGACGAGCACCGGCUCCUCGAGCAGGUCAAGCUCUCGGGCUUUCCCGACAAGGUGCACGGCGUUUAUGUGCCGCGUCGCCAGCGCUACGGCUGGUGGCAGCUCGACGACGAGCAGAAGCUGCGCCAGUUCCUGAAGACGCUGAAUCCGUCGGGACUGCGGGAGCGCGAACUGCAGGAGAACCUGACGCGCUUCCUCAGCCUGGAACAGCCGCUGGGCGUGAACUAUCAGCUGCAGCCGCUGGAAGCCCACAUGGUGGAGUACCUGCUGCCAGAUGGGCCGCACGACUGGAACCCCAAGGUGGCCAAGCGAGUGGAAUUGGCGCUGCUCGAACAGUUGGAGUCGCUGGAGGACAAGGUGGCCAGCGCCUCCAUGCAGCUGAAGAACUGGCAGGUGCCCAACCGCGUCGAGAGCGAGCUGAGCCUGCCGGAGCCAGAGGAGGUCAGCGAGGAGGACUUUAUCAGCAUCAUUCCCAUGAUCCGGGAACGCAUUAUCGAUCUGGAGGCCAACAUUGAGCGGCGCUACCUGAAGCCGCCGCUCGGCUCCCAGACGGGUGACGCCCACCUGGCCGUGAUUGCCCAGAACCAGCACACCUCCACACAGACCCAGAACUCGGCAUCCGCAGCGGCCUAUCUACUCCAGAUGCAGCAGCAGCAGCAGCAGCAGCAGCAACAGUUGGUCCAGCAGCAGCAACAACAGCAACAACAGCACCAGCAGCAGCAGCCGGGAGGAAACAGCCUCAAUCCCUCAUCCUUCAACGAGCGCACCAUGGCCCUGGCAGCUGCCGCAGCGGCUGCAGCGCCCAGCUCCGGCAACGCUUCUGGCUGUCCGGGUGAAUCCGGCAGCGUGGAGCCCGUCUCGGGCAAUGUCUCGCCCGCCAGCAACUGUGACAGCGACAGGGACGAGAAGGUGGAGAAUAUACCCAAGGGCCUGGUACAAUGGCGAGAUGCAGUCGCUCGGUCCCACACCACGGCACAGCUGGCCAUGGCCCUCUACGUGCUGGAGUCGUGUGUGGCGUGGGACAAGAGCAUCAUGAAAGCGUAUGCAACAAGAAGCAAGUCGAGCAAGAAGAGCAGCGCCAACAAGCAGCCAACACCCAACACAAACUACAAGAAGCAGCAGAAGAAGAGCAAGAAGAAGAAACAAUCCACGCCACAGAAAGCAAAUAAAAAGGAAGCACUGCCACCACCGCCGACACCCCCAAAGCAACAACAUAAACAGCAAAAGGAACAACUACAGCAGCAGCCGCUGAGCAUUAAAAUCAAUCUUAAAGCCUUGGCCAAGGCAGCGCAAAACGGACAAGACAGCAACACACAAUCCCCCAGCGACGACGACGACUCCCACACGGACAAUGACUCGGCAACCCUCCCAACCCCGACAAAGACAACAACAACAAAACGCAAACGUCGACGCUCGGCCACAACCACAAACUCUAGCAAAUAUUCGAAUUCCUUCCAGAAUUGCCAGUUCUGCACCUCGGGCGAGAACGAGGACAAGCUGCUCCUGUGCGAUGGCUGCGACAAGGGCUACCACACGUAUUGCUUCAAGCCCAAAAUGGACAACAUACCCGAUGGCGACUGGUACUGCUACGAGUGCGUCAACAAAGCCACCAAUGAGCGCAAAUGCAUCGUUUGCGGCGGCCAUCGUCCCUCGCCGGUGGGCAAGAUGAUCUACUGCGAUCUGUGUCCGCGCGCCUAUCACGCCGACUGCUACAUCCCACCGCUGCUGAAGGUGCCGCGCGGCAAGUGGUACUGCCACGGCUGCAUUGCACGCGCACCGCCGCCCAAGAAGCGCAGUGGCGGCAGCAGCAGCAGCAAGUCGCGUCGCGAUCGCGAUGCCAGCACGGCGGCCAAGCGGCGCAACGACAAGCCGCUGCCGGGGCCAGGCGGAGCCGCCAGCAUGGAGCAUUUGCCCCAAAUGGGCGGCGGGGACUCGCAGCAGCUGCAACAGUCGCUGAAUUCGUCACACGACGAGUCCAUGACAUCACUGCCGCCGCCUUUGAGUCCGGCGCAUUCGGUUGCCUCGGCCACGUUCGAGGAUCAGCAGCACACAAACUCCAUCGACAGCAGCCGCUUCCAGGCGCAUCUAGGCAACAACAACAACGGUGCCGUGCCACUGCCCGAGGAUGUGGCUCUUGUUGCGACCGGCUUCCCGGUCUAUCCGCCACCCAGCGCCUUUGCCGCUGGUCUGGUGAGUCCCGCAGGAGCCACAGUUCUGCCCGUACUUCCCCAUGCACCGAUGCAGUUCGGCAACGUGGCCAUGUCGCCGCGAGCUGUGACACCCACGCGAACACCAACGCCGACCCCAGCGCCGACUCCACCACCACCGGGGCCGCUGCAUCCGCCUGUGCCCACAGCGACAACACCGCUGCUCAUGCAGGCCUCGCCGACAGCGCUAAACGCCAUCUGCCAGUCGCCGCCGCAGCAGCAACACCAGCAGCAGCAGCCGAUGACCAUGCCUUCGCCGCGUGCCUGCACACCCACACCACCCGCAGUGGGUGUGGGCUCGGGAGUAACGCAAAUGUCACCGCCGCCCAUCAACAUACACGCCAUACAGGAGGCCAAGGAGAAGCUAAAGCAGGAGAAGAAGGAGAAGCAUGCGACCAAGAAGCUCAUGAAGGAGUUGGCCGUCUGCAAGACCCUCCUGGCCGAAAUGGAGCUUCACGAGGAUUCGUGGCCGUUUCUGUUGCCGGUAAACACCAAACAGUUUCCCACAUAUCGCAAGAUAAUCAAAUCGCCCAUGGACCUCUCCACCAUUAAGAAGAAACUUCAUGAUUUGAGCUACAAGGGACGUGAGGACUUUUGCGUGGAUGUGCGGCAGAUCUUUGACAAUUGUGAAAUGUUCAAUGAGGAUGACUCGCCCGUGGGCAAGGCGGGGCAUGGCAUGCGCAAGUUCUUCGAGUCUCGCUGGACAGAGUUGACCGAGAAGCACUCCUGAUCGUAUCCACAGCUUCAGCUAGCCAGCGGCAGCUCUACACCGGAUCCCAUAGAAGUAGUGAUAGCAGCGGUGGAACCAACCGCUGAAGCAGCACAAUUUCGGACAAGAGAUUAGCAUUACGCGUAGAGAGGAGUAGAAGCAGCAGAAGGAAUACAAUUGUAUAUAGAUAGAGGGGAUAGCGAUUCGGGUUUAGUCGUAGUCUACAAGCAGAAACACACACACACACACAAAAGCAUUAAUAUAUAUAUUUAUAUAUAGUACGAGUAGAUAUUAAAUAUUCUAUAUAUAACCCACGUGAGCCCCACGUCCUACAUUGUUCGACGAGGCCUUUGCAAGAGGUCCUCCCAUGUAGCCAGCAAGAACAAGCGCGCACCCAGCAGCGUGCCAGCAGUGAAGCAGUAUAAACCAUAACUAUUAGCCAACAUAAUCGAGCAGCUCCUAACUAUAGUUAGACGUUUAAGAAGCCAUCCACAGUACAGCACAGACGACUCUGACGAAAAUAAGAAACGUACAAAAACUGUGUCGCCCUCCCAAUAAAUCCUCCUCCUUCCCACAAUCCCAAAAUCAAUCAAUCGAGCCGACAUUCGAACAGUAUUUUGUGCACAAAGCUCUGCGCCUCGGCUUUGUUUUACACAUUUCUAAAAACGUAAUAAUACAAGAAAGUAUCAUUUAAAUUGUAAUUUUAAACACUUAAUUUAAAUUUAAAAUGCUAAUUGUAAUGUAAUUGUUUGUGUUUACAAUUUAAAGCAUCAUCAACGAAGCGCUCAUUUAAGUUUUAACGUGUAUUACUGUACUUAUAGCCACUCCGACAAUUGUAUUUAAACAUAUACAUACAUAAAUACAUACAUACAUAUAUACAUAUAUAUAUAUAAUUAGCAUUAACAAUUAACUGGCGCAAGAGCGGACUCAAAUAUACUCAAAGGGAUGCUCGCUCCACGAACGUCACAGAGAUCGUUCGGACGAUCCAUCGAUAGAGCGAGUUGUAAAUGUGAAACGAAGGGCAGACCUACAAUUAAAUUUAAUUAAAUGUAUUAAAUUAUUUACUCUGUGUACAUUUCUCCACAAUGUAGUUGGCAUUUUUAAUCGCAACUUUUGGCAAAUCGCAAAGGAAUAUUUGAAAUUCAAAAUACAAAAUACAAAACUAAAGUUAAAUAUUAAUCAAGUCGAUGAAUGAAUGAAUGGAUGGAGGCAGUGAGAGAGGCCCCUUGCUGGACAUAUCCUAGCGGGAUGUAAGCGCAACUCCAGAUGCGAAAAACGAGAAUUAGAAGGGUAGAAUCAGAGGCGAGUUUUAGCUGUAGAUAGUCCCAUGCCCCCCAAAAAAUGAUAUAUGAUCCGCACGAGCCUAGCAUAUAGUCCCAGCCGUUGUUGGGGUCGCAUUAUGUGAAUUAUGAAUGUUAAAUAUACAUUUUACAUAUGUGUAUAUGUUUAUGUAGUAUUAUGUACACACCGAAAAUACAACAGACAAAAGUUAGCAAAAGUUCAAUCCUAUUUACACGAAUAACAAAACAUUUUUUGAAUAAAUCAAACUCAUUUGCAGUGCAGCACAAUAAUUGAAUGAAAUUGAACAAAACGAAGGAGCUGGAGUGGAGUGGAGUGGAUAUUUUAAAUGGAUUAAAUACGAAGACGAGUAUUGGGUGUGAAAAGAUAGACAGUUUUGCCGCUUUAACAAUAAACCGAACCGAAA